CAGUAGGGAGAAGAAGAGUGGCAGGUUUGUGGCAGGUUGUCUGAGGGCGGAUCGGAGGAGCAGCGCUGUGGAGGCUGGAGCUUCAUGUCACUCACACUAACCUGUUGUUAACUUAACACUCAGUAACUACUGUAACUACAGUAACUACUGUAACUACUGUGUGAGGUCGAGUCCGUUGAAACCAGCUGAAGGGAUUUGAGGUGACGUGUUUCCCUGGAUCCACACCGAGCAGAGCAGCGGGCAGCGAAGCGUCUCUGUUGACAGAAGUGAGAUCUGAAGAUGUCAUCCAAGAAAGUGAUCGAGUUGUUCUACGAUGUGGUCUCUCCAUACUCUUGGCUCGGCUUUGAGCUCAUGUGUCGCUACAGAACUGUGUGGAACGUGGAGGUCAAACUGCGUCCUGCUUUCCUGGGCGGCGUCAUGCAGGGAUCAGACAAUAGGCCUCCUGGUAUGGUUCCAAAUAAAAUGGUGUACAUGAACCAUGAUCUGCAGCGCUUGUCAAAGUACUUUGAGGUUCCCCUGAGCCCUCCAUCGGACCCCGUUGAGGCCAUGUUCAAAAAAGGUUCCUUGUCUGCAAUGCGAUUCGUGGCAGCAGUACAAGAGAGGGAAAAGGAUGGAGACAAACAGGUGGAGCAGGUGUCCCGGGAGCUGUGGAGACGAAUCUGGUGUCAGGACAAAGACAUCACUGAACCUGCGUCACUGUCUGAGGCAGCGAAGAAAGCAGGUCUGUCUGAUGAUGAAAUUAAAGCAGCGCUGGAGUUGUACAACACAAAGGAGAUUAAAGACAAGCUGAAAAGCGCAACGCAGGAUGCACUUGACUAUGGGUCGUUCGGCUUCCCCAUGAUGGUGUGUCAUAUUGAUGGAAAACCAGAGAUGUUUUUUGGAUCUGACCGAUUUGAGCUCAUGGCCCACCGCCUCGGAGAGAAGUGGCUGGGACCUGUGCCUCACAAGUCUGCUGCCAAGCUGUGAGAUGGAAACUGUCUUCAAACAUGUGCUCGAAGAUUCUUGAAUUCUAUCUGUCUUUAAUGAUGCCUUUAAACUUCAAAAUUCACAUUUUGUAAGCAGUGCCUUUUUAAACCAAUCAGCAGAUUUCCAAUAACCAAUAAGUAGUGUGAAUGAUGUAACACACCAUUGUGCUGUUUAAUAUGUGACAGUUAAAAAAGGGUGACUUCUCCUGGUGUUCUUCUCGCUGUGACCCUUCAGGGGCUCCGUACGUGAAUGGGUUGUGUGGCUGAACACACACAAGAAACAAAACUCCCCGUAGGUAUGAAUGUUCGUGUGUGUUUGGUUUUCAGGUUGUCUGCCGGCCGGCCCCCUGGUCACUGUUAAUUAUUUUGCCCAGAGGUGACGGAUCCGUCCACAGUCGUCAAAGUCGACCUCCAGGGGAGCACAAACAUAUCGUUUUUGUGGCAAGAUUGCUUUUUUUGAUUGCACAUUUUUGUUGCUAUUCUCCAACACUAUUAACACACAAGGAUUUCUUAUUAUUUUAUAUUAUAUAUUAUAAAUGGUUAACAAUGCAGGGUGAAUAAAAUAUGUGUUGUAAUAUUACAAA
Molecule: messenger RNA, 1549 nt
Organism: Hippoglossus stenolepis (Pacific halibut)
Lineage: Eukaryota; Metazoa; Chordata; Actinopteri; Pleuronectiformes; Pleuronectidae
Product: glutathione S-transferase kappa 1
Exons: 8
Coding region: 280-966 (228 amino acids)
Biological process (GO): glutathione metabolic process
Cellular component (GO): mitochondrion; peroxisome
Molecular function (GO): glutathione peroxidase activity; glutathione transferase activity
Source: RefSeq, a predicted model, not a curated record